UAUGGUGUGUGUGAAUGUGAAUUUGUGUUGAAUUGAAUUUUGUUUGUUUUUAAUUCCUGGUUUAUAUUUUCCGGAGUUUUUCUUUCAAGAUGUCUUCUAUAGACUUUGAUCCAUCAAUAAAGCUUUGUUUAAAGUAUUUGCACUCCAGUGCACCAGAUUCGACGGAGCAGUUGCGUUUGACUUUAGACGAUCUUAUCCGGCAGACGUAUGGCAAUUCUAAAACUCUCGGAAAUGUACUGCCGAGGAAGUAUCUCAAUGAAGAGAAAAUGGAGAGUCCUAGAACAAAGCACAAAAGCGAGAAGGCGUCUACUAGUAAAACUGUUCCAGUGCCGCAGCAGAGUCCGCAGCAAAUUCAGAUUCCGGAGCGGGAGAAUGAUGAUGGUUCCGUGAUGGAUGGAGAACUCGCGUUUGAUUUGUUAGAAGAGGACUUGACUUGCGCUGUAUGUCGCCAGAUUGCCGUGCAGGCCGGCAAUCGCUUGGUUGAAUGCGAUGCUUGCCAUGCUCUUUAUCAUCAGGACUGUCACAAACCUGUAAUAAGUGACAAUGAUAUGGGCUCUGGUUGGAAGUGUGCCACAUGCCUUGCAUCUCAAGGAUUCACUGCUGGAUAUAGCAAGACAUCUUCAGCCUCAAAGUCACCAUCAAGAGUGUCUGGGUCUACAACUCCAGUCAAAAUCUCAUCCAGUAGUUCUGCUUCAUCAUCUCCAUCAAAAGUUGUCACUCCUAAUAUUAAUAUUAUAUCUGCAGACAAAAGACUACAAAUCAUGAAGAAGAAGGCAGCUAAACAACAUGAAAAAAAGAAAAGCUCGAAGAAUUAAUGCUGUUCUUUUUACUUGUAUAGUCUUUUAUUCAAGCAUGUUAUUUUCCUUUGGGAAUUCGUUAAAAUAAAUAAGUUACUGGUCA
Messenger RNA from Pectinophora gossypiella (pink bollworm), 900 nucleotides. RefSeq names its product integrator complex subunit 12 (gene IntS12). Lineage: Eukaryota; Metazoa; Arthropoda; Insecta; Lepidoptera; Gelechiidae. Gene Ontology annotation, biological process: snRNA 3'-end processing. The record is from RefSeq and is a predicted model, not a curated record. The transcript is spliced from 2 exons. Gene Ontology annotation, cellular component: integrator complex. The coding region runs from base 90 to 815 and encodes 241 amino acids.